CAAAAUGGAGAUGAUCAUCAUCAUUCCUUCCUGGCCUCCCUGACACUUACACCUUUUGAAUGAAAGCAUUUUCUAUGUUUUCCAAAUUCUUUGAAAAGGGUUUUCAAUAUAUUCAUUUGGGAAUCAUAGGAAUUGCAUCCAUUCCCAAUUUUUUGGUCAGUGAAUCGGGAACUUGAUGUUCAACCCCAAAGUAGGUACCUUGGCAUUCAUAAGUUGUCACAGGUAUUAGCCAAAUGGGGUUGAAAUUUGCAAGGCCAGUGCCAGGAAAGAAUGGAAAUGCCACUCUUCUCCUCCAGCAUAGAAUGCUCGCUUAUCUUACAGCAAGUUCUUUUAUUCGGAACCUGGUGUCCAAGAAAAGAAGGCGAAUGGUUGUUGGUGGUUAUGAUCUGGACAUGUCAUACAUAACAGAUCGUCUAUUAGCAAUGUCAUUUCCUGCUGAACGUAUGCGAGCAAUGUACCGUAAUCCUCUCUGGCAGGUGAAGUCUGUGCUAGAAAUGAGACACCAGGGGCAUUAUAAGAUCUACAAUUUGUGUAUAGAAGAAGACUAUGAUCCAUUGCAUUUUCAUGGCCGUGUGGAGAAGUUUCCUUUUGAUGACAAUCACGUUCCAUCCCUCGAAAUGAUGAAGUUGUUCUGUGAGAGUGUGCAUUCAUGGCUAUCAGAUGACCCAAAAAAUAUUGCAGUCAUACAUUGCAUGGUAUUAGUGGCUGGCAAAGGUCGAACAGGAUUAAUGGUGUGUGCCUACCUUGUUUUCACAGGCAUGUUAGCAGAGGAAGCUCUUCACCUGUAUGCCCAAAAACGGACUACCAACAAUGAAGGAGUCUCUAUACCAAGCCAACGUCGUUAUGUGGGGUACUGGGAAAAUAUACUUUCAUUUCCAAGGGGAGUUAGCAAUGGACUUCCAGAUGUCAACUUGCCUCCACCAUGCAGUAGAGAAUUGCGACGAAUUCGUCUUUAUGACACCAUUAACACAACCUCUGUCUUCUUUGUGGUCUCAGAGCUCCAAGAGAUUUCUAAUCAGAUGUACCGUCCACCUGUCGAAGUUGCCAAGAGUUGCUGUAGAGAAAUCAAUAAAGGAUAUGAGGCGAACAGCAGUCCUCGGUACUUCUUGUCAUUUAUUGAAGGUGGAGAAGAAGGGAAUAUAUCAGAAUCAGAAGAACCUCGUGUCGUAGUCCAAAUGGACACAGAAAGUCCUGUGUUAUACCAGAAGACCUGUCUUGACUAUCAUUUCAGUAAACCUGUGCAAGUUAGCGGAGAUGUGCGAGUCAUAUUCUAUCAAAAGAUGAUUGGAGGUCGCCUUUUUUAUGCUUGUUUCAACACAGCCUUCAUAAAAAAUAGCUUGUUACAGUUUACUAUCCGGGAUUUGGACAAAGUUGGGAGCACAGGUAGAUCAAUAUGUGGCCCUGCCUUCUGCGUGGAGUUGCUAUUUGGUCCUGCUAACCCGAAGCAUUCCUUGUCAUGUUCAUCUGAUUAUGACAACUAAAGUCAAGAUCUGUUUAAGAAACGAUACGAUGCACCUUGUUUGUUUGAUUUUUCUGGCAAAAUGGUCCAUUUGAUGAAGUUAUGGAUCAAGUGAUACAACAGCUUACACACUGAGUGAUUCUGUAAUCUUGCCUUUGGGUGGUAAGAUACUGGAAUAAGAACAAGUUUUGUACUCAUAGAUUUGAGAGCAUUUGGUAGGAGAUGAGAUUUAUAUCAAUGUUUGACACUGAUUGCAGAUCUGUCAAAUUGCAUCUGAAUCAUCUAUCUCCAAGGUUCGCAGGCAGAUAUUUCCUCUCUAUCUCAACUUCUCCUUAACUAAACAGGAUCUAGCUCUGGACUUGGUGCUCCUCUUUUAAAAUUGUGGUGUCCAUUGCUCUGCAUUGCUUAAGAGUUUUUACACUGAAUUGAGAGAUACAGUUCUAAUCAGAACCUUGAUUAGGAACUUCCAAGUAGAAUGUAUCCUAGUAGACGAGAG
Theobroma umbraticum is the source of this 1955-nucleotide messenger RNA. Lineage: Eukaryota; Viridiplantae; Streptophyta; Magnoliopsida; Malvales; Malvaceae. The record is from RefSeq and is a predicted model, not a curated record.